Messenger RNA from Pistacia vera, 924 nucleotides. Its product is annotated as zinc finger BED domain-containing protein RICESLEEPER 2-like. Bases 1 to 924 code for a protein of 307 amino acids. The transcript has a single exon. The record is from RefSeq and is a predicted model, not a curated record. Lineage: Eukaryota; Viridiplantae; Streptophyta; Magnoliopsida; Sapindales; Anacardiaceae. Gene Ontology annotation, molecular function: protein dimerization activity; DNA binding.
AUGGAGGACUCCAUAUUUCAAAUUCAUUUGGCAGUGAGGUACGUGAGGUCUUCUCCGGCAAGGUUACAGAAAUUUAAGGAGUGUGUGACAAAAGAAAAAAUUGAAAGUAAAGCUCAGUUGGUUCUCGAUGUUGAAACAAGAUGGAAUUCCACAUACUUGAUGUUGGAGGUGACAAUAAAAUUUCAGAAAGCUUUUGAGUUGUUGGAAAUAGAGGAUAGUAAGUAUUCAGAUGAGCUUAGUAGUGGGGAAAGGUUUAGGGGUUUGCCUACAUGCAUUGAUUGGGAGUAUGCACGAUACUUCUUACCUUUUUUGAAAGUCUUUUAUGAUACAACUCUACGUGUCUCUGGCUCACUUUAUGUCACUAGUAAUGCUUACAUGCAGGACAUUUUUGGCAUUGGAUUGAAGAUUUCAAAAUGGUGUAGAAGUGUAGAUCCUGGGUUACAUAUUAUGGCUCUAAGGAUGAAGGGGAAAUAUGAUAAAUAUUGGUCAAAUAUUGAUAAUAUCAACCUCAUGUUAUUCAUUGUAGAGGUACUAGAUCCGAGACACAAGUUAGAAUAUGUGAAUUGGGUUAUUAAUGAGUCUUUUGAUAUGGUUCUUGCUGAUAGGUUGAAGGCAAAAGUGAAGGAAGUUUUGGUGGCUUUAUUUAAGCAAUAUAGUUCGUUUAAGGUGGUCCUUAGUGCGCAACCAAGUGAGCAGACUCGAGUUGCAAUGGAGAUUGAUGUUGAUGAUGUAGAUCUUGAUAAUGAGGAGUUUAUGAAGGCUAUGUAUCAAGAGAAACAGGCUAGAAAAAAAGUUGUGAAUCACAAAACAGAGUUGGACAAAUAUUUAACGGAUGAUUGUGAAGAUGACAACAAGAGUUUUAAUAUCUUGCAAUGGUGGAAGUUAAAUUCAACAAAAUAUGGAGCUCUGUCUAUGAUAGCAUAA